This is a messenger RNA of Phragmites australis (common reed), 1059 nucleotides long. RefSeq lists its product as uncharacterized. The record is from RefSeq and is a predicted model, not a curated record. The coding region runs from base 1 to 1059 and encodes 352 amino acids. Lineage: Eukaryota; Viridiplantae; Streptophyta; Magnoliopsida; Poales; Poaceae. The transcript has 2 exons.
AUGGGCACCAAACCACAUAACCAACCACAACAAGAAGAUCAGCCACAAGCCCAAACAACACCGCAGCAGCAGCCACACAAGAAGCAGGUAAGGAGGAGGCUGCACACAAGCAGGCCAUACCAGGAGAGGCUGCUCAACAUGGCAGAGGCCAGGAGAGAGAUUGUCACAGCUCUAAAGAUCCAUAGGGCCUCCAUGAGACAAGCUAAAGAGCAGCAGCAGCGACAACAACAACUGAUGCAACUGCAACUGCAGCAACAAAAAGAGCUUCAUGUUGUGCAAGAGCAAAGCCAGGCAGCAACUCGAUCUUCUGCACCUAUGAGCUACGGUUCCUACUCUGAUUACUUGCACAAUUCCCCAUUUGCACAUUUCACUGCUCCUAGUAGCUAUUCAUCCCCACUCACUUACAACACACCAGUUGCGCCGCUGGUUGAUUCUGAGCAUGAUUUAGAUCACUUGAUCCCUCUUCCUGCACAGCCACUAGGGCUAAACCUUAGCUUCCAGGGCUUCAAUAAUAGUGUUGUCGGUGAUGAUACCAAGAACAGUACUUGUUCGUUUGAUCCUCCAUUACUCCAACCAUCCCCUACUUCUUCCUACUCAGUCUAUUCCUCUCCGUCGGUGACGAUGGCGAGCCACGACUUGUCAUCGGUCAUUACCACGGAGAACACUUCAUUGGCAGCAGAUGCAUCACUACACCGAGUGCUGGAUGAUGAGGAGAUGGCAGCGAUCUACUCGAUCGGCGAGCAGCACGACAUCGAGUGGAGCGACACCAUGAACCUGGUCACGUCGGCAUGGUGGAGCGAGCUCCUGGACAGCAUCGAAGGCAGAGGCAACGGCACAGUCCAGCAGGAGGUCGGAGGAGCUGCAAACACGACGGAUGGUGCAUUGGUGGACAUGACCGAUUGGUUUAGCGACAGCCUUGGCCAAGAGGCUACCAAAGAAACCAAUUCUGACGUCCUAGAGAUGCAUUUGAGUGAUUACUAUCAUCAGGACGAAGAUGUCUCCUUGCCCUGUUUGGACAUGGGAGAAAUCGAAGGAAGGGAUGCGGAAUGGUUCUCUUGA